This is a messenger RNA of Aspergillus welwitschiae, 1906 nucleotides long. RefSeq names its product MFS transporter. Lineage: Eukaryota; Fungi; Ascomycota; Eurotiomycetes; Eurotiales; Aspergillaceae. The coding region runs from base 50 to 1447 and encodes 465 amino acids. Gene Ontology annotation, molecular function: transmembrane transporter activity. The record is from RefSeq and is a predicted model, not a curated record. Gene Ontology annotation, biological process: transmembrane transport. The transcript has 5 exons.
CUUCUUCUCUGCCUCAUUCCCAACUGGCCUGCGGUUGUACGACGGCACCAUGAACUUCUCCAAUUCCAAGGGAGGCGCAUGGGGCCAGCAAUGGCGGUCCUCGCCCCUUUUCAUUGUCAGCGCCAUGGCCAUGGCCCUGUUCACUGACACCUUUCUCUACGCCUUCCUUGUCCCCAUCCUCCCCUACGUUCUCGAAAACCGCCUCGGAUUAGACGUAUCCCUCACCCAGCGCGUGAGUUUCUCCUUGCUGUCGGAAACCGCCAUCGCUGCUCUCGUUACAAGCCCAUUCAUUGGCCACUAUGCCGAUCGGAUGUCCUCCAAGCGAAUCUUGCUGGUCGGAUCGCUACUAGCUGCUUUGUUCGGCUCCAUAGUUCUAGCAUUGGCGACAUCAACAUUUACUCUCUUUGCGGGGCGUCUUAUUCAGGCAAUUGCUAGCUCCUUCAUCUGGGUGGUCGGAUACGCCACAAUCGCGGACAAUGUACAACCCGAACAUCUGGGCAAGACAUACGGUGUUAUUUCUCUGGUCGUAGCAGCAGGCACCUCAGGAGGCCCGAUGGUCGCGGGUAUUCUGUUCGAACUGGGCGGGUACUGGGUAGCGUGGUCUAGUGCCUUCCUCAUACUUAUCCUCGACAUUAUCCUUCGUCUGCUCAUGCUGGAAAAGCCAGACAUCCAAGGCGACGCGGAGUAUUCUAGCAAUGCGAGUGUCGCAUCGGAUCCUGAACGUGCUCCUCUCCUGAGCAGUAACCCCGCCCUCGAGGCCGACCUGGCAGGCUGGAAGUUUUAUGUAUACAUCUUGCGGUAUCGCCGCUUCCUCUGCGGCGUGAUCAGCUAUCUCUCCUUUGCUGUUCUAGUCUCCAGCUUCGACACCACACUUCCUCUUCAUGUCCGGGAUGUGUUCAGCUGGGGUAGCUUCCCUGCUGGUAUGAUGUUCUUCGCUUUGCAAGGCCCCGGGAUCCUUCUGAGUCCCAUCUGUGGCUGGUUGAAAGACCGGGUCGGGACCCGGUGGCCUACCACGGUCGGCUUUUUGCUUCUUGCGCCUGUGAUGUGGGUGAUCGGCAUGCCCGGUGACGAGCGAUUCCCGUGGGCCAAUGAGGGUGACCGAGGCAAAGUCAUCUACGCUGUCGGUGUUACAUUGGUAGGAUCCGUGUCCUGUCUGCUGAACGGGGCCGGAACAAUCGAAGCUACAGUCACAAUCGACGAAGUCGAAGCCAAACACCCCGGCAUCUUUGGCCCCAACGGAGGCUACUCUCGUGCCCUCUCAGUAGCCAGUAUGGGAUGGACGCUCGGGGCAUUCAUUGGGCCCAUCAUCUCCGGCUACAUCGCCGAACAAGUCGGAUACUACGAGAUGAGCUGCGUUAUCGCGAUUGUUUGUCUUCUCUCCGGCGUCAACACCUUCUUCAACCUAGACUCCAAAGUCCAUUUCGACCGAGUGGCGGAAUCCACCUAGACCACUAGACUUAUUCUCCGACGCGACCGUCGUGCAUACUCGUAUAUACCCGGGCGAGAGAGAAACUCCCCGAUUGACAUACACACUGACGAUACAUCCAAAAGUUUUACUCCUUGCAUAUACGAAAAGUUCAUGCAUCCUGCAUUUAGCGUUUCAGUGUUAGCACAUGAGAGAUUCGGACUCAGGGACAUAUCAUAUUAGACGCCAAGCUGUGCAUCCGUGCAUCGACGUUGUAUCUACUAUCUAGCGUUGUCUAAUUCUUGAUUGAAGUUGUCUAGACCGUACACAUUAGCACGCCGGAUACGAGACCGGUCAUCCGUGCGCGGAGACCUAUCCUCCACUCAAAGUUCUCUAUAUACCUUAGAUACUAUGCAUAGACCCCUCCCACCGGUAUAGAUGAAACCCUUAUCUGUGCAAGAUAGAUAGUACAGGUCCAACGUGAUUAGUCGUGACUCAGUC